This is a messenger RNA of Doryrhamphus excisus (bluestripe pipefish), 6095 nucleotides long. RefSeq names its product potassium voltage-gated channel, Shaw-related subfamily, member 1b (gene kcnc1b). NCBI's taxonomy places the organism in Eukaryota, Metazoa, Chordata, Actinopteri, Syngnathiformes, Syngnathidae. Gene Ontology annotation, cellular component: axon terminus; dendrite membrane; presynaptic membrane. The record is from RefSeq and is a predicted model, not a curated record. Gene Ontology annotation, biological process: potassium ion transmembrane transport; protein homooligomerization; action potential. Gene Ontology annotation, molecular function: delayed rectifier potassium channel activity; protein binding.
GCAAGCAGCUGUGCAUGACUCUUAAGUGAAAGAGGAAGGGAGGCAAAUCGGUGGUAAUAGGAUAGCAUUACAAGGUUGCAUCACUGGGCAUGCUCCAUCUGAUUUUGGAUUUGUCUUUUUCCUUUAAGAUUAAUAUACAGCCCCUAACACACACACACACAUAUAAACACACACACACAUACAAUCAUGGAUGGCUAAAAGUGUCUGGAUCUUUGCGUCUUUGUGUCCAAAAUGCCUCAGUUGGGGAGGAGAGGGAAGUGUUGCUGAGACAAAGAGCUGCAGGCUGUGCGUCGGUGUGAAGGAGGUGCGUCUGGAGGAGGGAUCGAACACCAAGGAGGACCAUCAGCAGUCACCUUGCAGUCAAAGUAAUCAAGAGGCUCUUUUGAUUUAUUAAACGGUGAAUUAGAUAAGUUAGAUUAGACGGAUUUGUUGGGUUUUUUCUCCCCCUCUUUGGAUUUUGGUGAUGAUGUGACGUCCGUUAUCCAUGUGAUGCCAUUGGCUGCGUUCAUUUUGGAUUUCGCAUCCAGCGAAGUAGCAGUACGUCCUCAUCACUAGGCUUUUUUUUAGCACCAAAGUGCACAGCCAAAUGCUCGUCGAGCUGUGGUGAUUUUUUUUUUAUUCUUGCUGGUUUCAUUGGUGGGGGACGACAGGUGGCUCGGCGCGCCGCUUCCCCGCGCUCGCACUCACCUUCGCUAUGAUGAGAGGAACUUCUGUGAGCGAUGCCUAAGGGACGAGAUGGGCCUGAGCGACGACAAGGAUCGCAUUGUGAUCAACGUGGGAGGGAUCCGGCACCAGACGUACCGCAGCACCCUUCGCACCCUACCUGGCACCCGCCUGUCGUGGCUGGCGGAGCCUGACGCGCCCAACCACUUCGACUAUGACGCCAAGAUCGAGGAGUUUUUUUUCGACCGCCACCCCGGCGUCUUCGCGCACAUCCUCAACUACUACAGGACAGGUAAGCUGCACUGCCCGGCUGAUGUGUGCGGCCCCCUCUACGAGGAGGAACUGGCGUUCUGGGGCAUCGACGAGACGGACGUGGAGCCCUGCUGCUGGAUGACCUAUCGCCAGCACCGGGAGGCGGAGGAGGCCCUUGAUAGUUUCGGCGGGGGGGGACUAUUGGACCUGGGGAACGACGACGCCGAGCCCGAGCAGGAGCAUGGUGAGGACGAUGUGGAUGAGAUGACGAGGAGACUGGCGCACGGUGACUCUCCAGACACCCGGAGUGGCAGCUUGUGGAGCCGGUGGCAGAAGCGUGUUUGGGCUCUCUUUGAGGACCCUUACUCCUCCAAAUAUGCAAGGUGGGUGGCUCUGGCCUCGCUGUUCUUUAUCCUGGUGUCAAUCACCACAUUCUGUCUGGAAACCCACGAGGCUUUCAACCCCAUCAUCAACCGCACUGAGGUAGAACUGGUGGACAACAUCACGGUGGAGCACACCUACCAGGAGCCCGAGACGGCGCCCUACCUCACCUACAUUGAAGGCGUUUGCGUGGUGUGGUUCACUUUUGAGUUCCUAAUGCGAAUAACUUUCUGCCCAAACAAAUUUGACUUCAUACGUAACGCCCUGAACAUCAUCGACUUUGUGGCCAUCCUGCCUUUCUACCUGGAGGUGGGCCUCAGCGGGCUCUCUUCUAAGGCAGCUAAGGAUGUACUGGGUUUCCUGAGAGUGGUCCGUUUUGUAAGGAUCCUGCGUAUCUUCAAGCUCACUCGCCACUUUGUAGGACUGAGGGUGCUGGGUCACACACUGAGAGCCAGCACCAACGAGUUCCUUCUCCUCAUCAUCUUCCUCGCCCUGGGUGUCCUAAUCUUUGCCACUAUGAUAUAUUAUGCAGAACGCAUCGGCGCUAACCCCAACGACCCUAGAGCCAGUGAGCACACGCAGUUCAAGAACAUCCCGAUCGGAUUCUGGUGGGCUGUGGUGACCAUGACGACCCUUGGCUAUGGCGACAUGUACCCUCAGACCACCUCCGGUAUGCUGGUGGGAGCCUUGUGCGCCUUGGCAGGUGUGCUGACCAUCGCCAUGCCGGUCCCUGUGAUUGUCAACAACUUUGGAAUGUAUUACUCCCUGGCCAUGGCAAAACAGAAACUACCAAAGAAAAAAAACAGGCACAUCCCACGGGCGCCCCAACCUGGUUCUCCAAACUUCUGUAAAUCAAGUAUCAGCUCACAACAUCAGAGCCCUAUUGCCCACGACGACGUUUUUGAGAUAAAGUUUCAAGAUUCCAAGCUGAACGGUGAGGCUGCCAACGCCGCCCUAGCCAAUGAAGACUGCCCUCACAUAGACCAGGCCAUAUCUCCAGAGGAAAUCUUCAGCCCCAGCGAAAGAGAGCGGCCUUGCUUCCUGGUCACCACGGCCGAGCGGCCCAACCACACAGGGGGCAGAGUGAGGAGGGAGACCCAGCGACAGCACCGGAGCAGAGAACCAACUGAGUCAGUUUGUGUUAUGAACCAUGGUGUACCAACCACUAUGUGUAUGACCCAUAAUGGCCCGUCACCUACCUGAUAGUGCUGUAGCAUUGUUGUGUGUAUUAUUAAGUACUUUUAAAUGGGUGUGACAGUGGCAACCUGUACAUCACUACACUAGCUCAGCAUAGAUGUAGCACUGAGGACGUUUUGUUGUCAAAGCCUUAUGUAGCUCAGUAUCUGUGACUGGUUACUGUGAUGUAAUUUGUGUGCCUAUAUUUUUGGUGUUGUAAAUAUGCUUUUUUUGUGUGUGCUGAAGUUGUGUGUACCAAUGUUUUUGAGUGAUCAUCAAAUAUUUGUGUGUUGUGUCAUAAGAAAAAAAAAAAACAAGGUUGCUUCGAUUUUAAGUCACGUCAAACAGCUGGAAACACUUUUUGCACUCUCAUGCUCACCUCUUUGGAGACUUUUGCACUUUUUUGCACCACUGAACUUUUAACAUUCCUUUGAUGUUUUGAGCAUCCACAAAAAAAUACUUGAACACCAGUAUUACUUUGUGUCAAUGAGGUAUUCAGUGGUCAAACGUGCUGUUAUGAACUCAUACACUAAGUAGUAAUGCAGUAGGCUUAACACAUUUUAACUAGGUGAAGUUUUUUUUAAUUGCCCCCAUAGUUAAGAAGUAUCGCUUAGCAGUGCUUUUUUCAGUUGACAAUCAAGUAGAACUUGCAAUAUUAUUAUCUCCUUAAGCGCAAAAUGACUGAUGCCAAAACACAGUACACACAAUACUGGACAAGUGCCUCUCUUAUGCAGAUUUCUAAAACCAGUAGUCUAGGACAAUGAAAUAAAUACAGCAGAGCCUCGCUUUUCGUCAUUGAUCGGUUUGCAGAAGGCCACACGGAAACCAAAUCUAGUUUUCCCAUAAGAAACAAUGUCACUCCAAGGAGUCCACCAUUUCAGACAUAAAAAGUCUACACCCAAAAACUGCGAUAAAACAUUUAUACAAAUUAUAUAACAACCUAGUUUUUCGGCGCACAGUUUGAGAGUGCACCAAAACAGAAAUAUUCAUGGCAAUAAUUUUCAGUGAAAACCUGCAAAUCAUACAAAAAACAGGGCGUACGAAAACCGAGGUUCCACUGUAGAAAUUCCGAAACUCUAAAUCAGUCAGUCACCAACAGACUUUCAAUAGACAACCAGCAACACAGUGUACAAAAGGCACACAGAUAUAGUGGAUAUAAGUUGACAAAGUAAAAUGCCAGGUUUCUAUGUUAAAAAAUACACAACAAAUCUCCCAACCAGAUGCAGUUAAUGAUAAAAGCUUUAAAAUGUGGCAGAACUGGUGGGUUCCUGUGGGGGGUGCUACGAGCGUACAGGAUCGUUGGUGCGCUACAACGUGCCAUUCGGUCCUUGUAUGACCAGAACAGGAGUUUGGUUUGCAUUGCCAGCAGUAAGUCGAGCCUGUUUCUAGUAAACGUUGGUCACCAUUUGGUGACUCCAAAUUGUCCAUAGGUAUGUGAGUGUGAAUGGUUGUUUGUCUAUAUGUGCCCUGUGAUUGGCUGGCGACCAGUCCAGGGUGUACCCCGCCUCUCGCCCAAAGACAGCUGGGAUAGGCUCCAGCACCCCCGCGACCCUGGUGAGGAUAAGUGGUAGAAAAUGAAUGAUUUGGAUGAAUAACCCCAAAAUUAUACUGCCAUCAAAUGGAGUGGAGAGAGAUAUUUGUUUCAUAAUUACACAUAGUUUUUCAAUUCAAUUCAGUAAGUAAUUAAGUUGUAGCAGUAAUUAAAAGUAAAAAUUGCAAUGCUGGUUUAUUUUUUGUCACCCAAAAAUCUGGCAUUUUACAGGAUGUCAAUUUUACAUCUAUUGUUAAAGAACCCCAGUGUGGUUCCAAAAGAAAAGGCAGUCACUGAGCAUUAUGAGUAGAAAACAACCAUGAUAGCCAUGUUGCUGCCAAGUGCAGCUUUGACUGUUUGUGUGGAAAAGUUAGUGUGAAAGGGACCAACUUUUUUUAACAAACAACUGCAAACACACUGCCAACGAACCACUGGGAACUGUGUGCUAGUCACUGACACAAUAUCAAAUACUAUAAAAAAAAAAGCCAUUAAAACAGGUACAACAUAUGAGAGGCAACUAAAUGUGUGACUUUUAGUGACAUUUAAGAGUGAGUGCGUGUGUUUUGAACACUGUCCAUUUUGUGGCUAGUUCUCUUAGUAGGGUGUUCGGUGGUAGUUUUGACUGGUUUGUUGGUUAGGGAUUUUUGGUGUCUUUUCUGAACAAUACAGUUCAGACCUGUACAUUAAAUAGUGUUAAAUAAAAUUUAACAAACACAGAGAUGAACAUUUUCAAGAGGUUGUUUAUUUUUCUUGGUAAAAAACCUUUAAUUUAACAUCAUUAUCAUUAGUGCCGAUGUUAUGAAAAGUAUGUUAUAAUUGCCUUAGUGAGUUUUAAAUAAAAGAAGAAUAAAUACCGUACAUAUAUUUCAAGCAUUAAGCAUGCGCAAUGCUAAUCCCACCCACUGUCCUUGACCUGCACAUGUGGCCCAGGUACUGCACUGCAGAUGCCUACACAGCUCAUAAAUAUGCAAGAUGGGCCAGGAAUUAAUUGACUGAAUCAAAAGGAGGUGCCAAUAUGACAUUCUUUAGGUACAUGUGACAAGUUAUGGUAAAGAAAUAUUUAUGUGUAAUCCGUAAAUCACACUGUGACACACAUAGCUGCUAUGAAGUAUGGGCAUCAGUGCCUCCCAACGUUCAAGAUCACGGUAAUAAAAGCUCUGACAUGGGAAGACGGAGUUGCGGCAGCAGCCUUAACGUCUUCCGUCAUUCAGGCGGGCCAACAUGGCGGGAGGUGUAGGGAUGACCAUGUCCUGUAAAACUAUCGCCCACCGUUAUGGCAAUCAAAGUGAUGGACAGGCCACAGAAAUGAUGGCCUCCGUCCACACCAGACAUAAGUCACAUCCACACAUAUCUAGGUAUUUAUGACAUACACAGGCUUUCGCCACUUAACUACCAAAAGAUACCGUGGCCCAUUGGAUGGUGAAAGUUGUUGCAUAAUAUUCCUCAACAGGUGCUAAGCAGAAAGGUAAAUCAGUCAAAUGUGUGUUCAUUCAUAAUAUAAUUCCAUUUUAGGAAUUCUGCUCUAGACUUAGUUGCAUGCUGUGUCCAAUGUCAGUGGAAUGUGUGCAGAGUCGUCUUUAGACGUCUUUCCCGCGCACACUGCCAUAGAAUGUCCUGCCCCGCAGCCAAUGAGAAAAGGUGUGAGACCGGGAAGGAGCUGCGGCUCCAAGACGUCAGCCAGUGAACCAUCUCCACUCAUUCCGUGUUCGUUCCAGCCCCAGGAAAGCAAAUGCCCCCCUGAGGAGGAGAGGGGUCAUGGGUCAGUGGAGCCGAGAGAACACAGCACUGCGAAGCCCUCUCCUAAACGUGUGAGCUAAUAAUAGCAGUCUGGGGUGGUGGGUGUGUUGCAAAGAAAAGAAAGGACAUCGGAAAAUACACACAGUGACUUUGACAAUCGGACAGCAAUAAAGCUUCCUUGCUCUUCACAGCUGGAGAGCUUGUUAGUGGGUGUGGUCAGGGCUGCAUCACCGAGGAGACACGUGCCAUGGCAACACAGUUACCUAACAGGCUCCAUCGCCAUGGCAACAGAAGCGAGCUUGCUUUCUCAAGGGUAACACAUCCUCGAGCUUUCCCUAUCUGGCUGUUGUGUGUG